Molecule: messenger RNA, 545 nt
Organism: Cucurbita pepo subsp. pepo (vegetable marrow)
Lineage: Eukaryota; Viridiplantae; Streptophyta; Magnoliopsida; Cucurbitales; Cucurbitaceae
Source: RefSeq, a predicted model, not a curated record
AUGGCCUCUACCUCCUCCAACAAGCAUCAUCACUACAAGGGAAUCCGCUGCCGGAGCGGGAAAUGGGUGUCGGAGAUUCGAGAGCCCCGUAAGACGACUCGAAUAUGGCUCGGAACUUACCCUUCUCCGGAGAUGGCUGCUGCUGCCUACGACGUGGCUGCGCUCGCUCUAAAGGGUUGCAAUGCUGUUCUCAACUUCCCCGACUCAAUUGGGUCGUACCCGGUUCCAACUUCCAUGUCUCCGGCUGAUAUUCGUGUUGCUGCUGCUACUGCUGCCGCUGCAUCUAAAAGGAUUGACCAUGAAGAAGGAAGUUACAAUAGUCACCACCAAUCUCCACCACCCGACGAGUUCGUCGACGAAGAGGCGCUUUUUGGAAUGCCAAAUCUACUCGUUGACAUGGCGGAGGGAAUGCUGUUGUCGCCGCCACGAAUUAGCUCAUCGCCGUCUCGACAUGAGUAUUACUCGUGGAACUCGAGUGGAGAUGGGAAUCUAUGGAGCUACUAUUAGGGUAAAAACGAAAAGUGAAGCUAUAUAUUUAAUCACAA